Messenger RNA from Cylas formicarius (sweet potato weevil), 2109 nucleotides. Its product is annotated as zinc finger protein 131-like. Gene Ontology annotation, cellular component: nucleus. Gene Ontology annotation, biological process: regulation of transcription by RNA polymerase II. The transcript has 4 exons. Gene Ontology annotation, molecular function: protein binding. The coding region runs from base 198 to 1199 and encodes 333 amino acids. Lineage: Eukaryota; Metazoa; Arthropoda; Insecta; Coleoptera; Brentidae. The record is from RefSeq and is a predicted model, not a curated record.
GAUGCCCGGAUUGGUCCGGAAAUGUUCAAUUAGGGUUGCUCUCGGCGUGUCUCAUUGUUUUGUUUACAAAUCAGUCGUCCUUUCGGUGUUAUGUAAUCUUUCACCUAGUGCGUUCCCGUGUCCUGCCAAUUCGCUCCGAGGUAUUCCCACUAAAAUCGCAGACGUUGGCCGAUGACUGAAGGGUAAAAAUUAAAAAGAUGGCCACGACAGAACAGUUUUCCUUGCGAUGGAACAACUUCCACUCGAAUUUAACCUCUGGCUUCCACGAGCUGCUGCAAGCCGCUGACAUGGUGGAUGUUACUUUGGCGGUCGAUGGGCACUUCCUGCAAGCGCACAAGAUUGUGCUGUCGAUCUGCAGCCCCUACUUUAAGCAGAUGUUUAAAGCUAACCCUUGCAAACAUCCGAUAGUCAUACUCAAAGACGUCGGCCACGAAAACAUGAAAGACAUCUUGCAGUUUAUGUAUAUGGGCGAGGUUAGCGUGUUGAGGGAUAAUCUGUCGUCGUUUCUGCGCACCGCUGAGGUAUUGCAGGUUAAGGGGUUGACUGGAGAUGAUCCGAUGGAAGAGUCUUCGGCACACAAAACCGGUAAAUCCGAAUGCGACAACGACGACAGCACCGAGAUUUACAACGAGCUGAUCGAAUCGGCCGACGUCGAACUACCUACAAGCUACUCGGGCACGCCGCCCCAGACAUCUCCCUUACCGCUGAAUGUGUGCAAGCGUCCACCGAAAUCCUCUAAUACAUUGGUAAAUGCGAAAAAAUCAAAGUGUGACCAGAGGCCCGUGAAACAUGAUCCCGAGCAUCAGAAACAACAACCAGACCACCAUGGCUCUGAUGUGGGCGAAUUGCAGAGCAGUCCUGAUCGGGAUGACCACAAGGAGCAUGUCAAGUCGCCAGCGAUUCCGUGGGAAAACAAUCUGACUGGUAUCCAGGCUAACUCUGGAUUAACAGGCGAUCCAAAUUAUUCUGACCAAGAUUCGUACGCGACCGAUAACAAGGGUCACGUUUUCUGUCCGUACUGUUGCCGGAAGUUCGUCAACCGCUACAACCUAAAGGUGCACAUUAGGGACAAACACGAAACUAACUCGACCGAUCUGGACUGUCAGAUUUGUGGGAAGACGAUGCGCAACCAGAGCUGCUUACGGGUCCACAUGUACCAUCAUCGUAAGCAGCAGAUCGAUGCGGCAGGUAUCGUGUGACGAUAUGCGUAAGACGUAUGUGUAGUUUUAACGGAAAUUAUUCGCGGAUUCUGGGUUCUAUCUAAAGUAAACGUAAAAAAUAGUGGCCGAAAAGUGUACGGGCCUCCUUUGAAUCCUGGCAGCGAUUGGGGGCCAAUUAAUUAUAGGCGGUAGGUAGCUACGUGACGUGCUGUGGGUAUUUUAUUCCUUGGUGUAUUUAUUUUUUAAACCGUUCUUUUUUUGCUCUAUAAAAGCAUUCCGAAAUUUAUUGGAUAGGCGCAAGAAAUUAUAAUAAACUUGUUCAGUGAUACUAUACGAACAUUCCAAAGUAGAAUUAAGGCUUUCUCCUGUUUUUUUUUUUUUUUCAGUGUGGGCUGCACCGCAAAAUUUACUCUUUAUACAUUUGCCGUUGUUUAUGUAUAUAUCAGUUACUCCUUAUAAUGGGAAAUUGAUGCGAUUGCUUUUAUUUUGUUGUGACGCAUCUUCCGCUGCACAGAUCAAAUAAGAGUUUUUUUUAUCAUCUGUCAUUCAAAAUCUUAAACUUCAUCAUUGGAAUUGCAACCGAGCUGGGGGAAUGUUUUUGAUGGAUUUAUUUUAACCCCAAAGUUUUUAUUUCUUUUUUUUUUUCUGUGAUGAUUUCUGCAGAAACGCACAAUCAGUCGAUAACUCAGUACAUAUUUUUGUCUAUAAUAACAUCGCAGUAAUUCUGCCGAUCAAAGAAAAAACUCUCACGUAGUCACAUACAGUUGCUUGUAUGUUAGAAAAAUACGAGAUCGUACGGUUAGAGAAUGACGAAAAAAGCUCAAUUUAUUAUUUAUUACUAUUAGGGAGGAUGGAAAGUUGUUAUUUUUAUGUUUUAGUACUGGAUGAAGAUUGUUAUUGAUAUUGGGAAAAACGUUUUAAUAAAUGAGAAUCUUGGUACUUUUUGUUU